UCCACUGCUAUGGUCAAUAUACAAGGCUGUGAUGGUCAAACACAUAAAGUUCGUGUACUACUCGACAAUGGAAGUACAUCUAGUUUUGUCACAGAAACUUUACGAGCGAAAUUAGGAAUACGCAGUUAUUCUACUUCACUACUAGUACAAGGGUUGAACAAUCAGUCCUCAAAAAUUACAAAAAGAUGUGACGUCACCAUAUCGUCACUCACAAACAGUGGUUAUACAACUGACGUCAAUUGUUUUGUUGUACCACAUAUCACUCAGUUGAUACCUACUUCACAAAUUAAUUGCAAUUUCUUUUCCAUUCCCUCUCGCAUCCACCUCGCGGAUCCAACCUUCUCCACGCCGUCUGAGGUGCAGAUGUUGCUGGGGGCGGACAUCUUUUGGGAUGUCCUUCAAAACAAUCAUAUUGUCCUGGGAAAGAACAAGCCAACUCUGAUUGAAACAACAUUAGGGUGGCUUGUCACCGGCUCUAUACAAUCAAACACAAAAUUUAACACCAACAAUACAGUCCAUUGCCAUUUUCUAAACAACAAUGAGCUUGAUGAGAAGUUAGACAAAUUUUUCGAACUAGAAUCAGUUCCCUCUGCUCAACAAAUCCAUACUAAAGGUGAGAGUGAGUGUGAACAAAUAUUUACACAAACAACAAAGCGCCACCCAGAUGGCAAAUUUAUUGUUACCAUUCCAUUAAAAGGAUCACCUGAAUCUUUAGGGGAUUCCAAACAACAAGCUCUAAUUAGGUUUCAAUCUUUGGAACGUAAAUUUAAACGCAACGCAGAGUUCAAAAAAAAAUACACAAAUUUUCUUGAAGAAUAUUUGGCUUUAGGUCACAUGUCAGAAAAUGAAACAAUACAAAACGACUGCAUUUCAUACUUCAUGCCUCAUCAUGGCGUUUUGCGGGAAAACAGCCUCACUACAAAAUUACGUACAGUCUUUGAUUGUUCAGCUGUAACAAGCACGGGUUUAUCAUUCAAUGAUAUUCAACAUAUUGGGCCAACUGUACAAGAUGAUUUACUUAGCAUAUUGAUUCGAUUUAGACAGCAUAAGUUUGUAGUAACGUCAGAUAUAGAAAAAAUGUAUAGACAAAUUUAUGUUAACAAUAAACAACGAUGUUUGCAACAAAUAUUUUGGCGAUCACACCCCAGCCAGCCAAUUAAACAAUAUAAAUUAAACACAGUCACAUAUGGGACCGCAUCAGCACCGUAUUUAGCAACUAGAUGUCUGGUACAGCUGGGACAAGAAUGCACCAAUGAGGAUGUUCGGGAAGCAAUUUUACACGAUUUUUAUGUAGAUGAUUAUAUAUCUGGGCAUGAUGAUGAAAAAACUUUAAUACAAAUAUGUAAAGGCGUCAUUCAGACGUUAGAAGGCGCACGUUUUCAUUUACGUAAAUGGCUGUCCAAUCAACCGUCUAUCCUGGAUGAUAUUGUUAGCGAAAAUAAUACAGACGAGUUAUUAAACUUAAACAAACAUGAUUAUACAAAAACAUUAGGUUUACUCUGGGCCUGUAAAAAGGACACAUUAUUAUUUGCAGUAAAUAAAAUAUCAAAUCAGCCUAACACAAAUAAACGUACAAUUUUAUCCACAAUUGCUCAAGUGUUUGAUCCACUUGGUUUAAUUAAUCCUUGCAUGUUACAGGCAAAACUCAUAUUACAAACACUAUGGGCUAAGAAUAUCACAUGGGAUGACCAGCUACCUGCUGAUGUUGAGUCACAAUGGCACGACUUUAUUAAAUACUUACCAGAAAUUACAAAAAUAGAAAUCCCUCGUAGAGUGUUAUGCAAUUCGUAUGUUAAGGUCGAAUUGCACGCAUUUUCUGAUGCCUCCAUUAAGGCCUAUUCAGCUUGUAUAUAUCUACGCUCAGUGUCUGAAACUGGGAAUGUACAAGUACAUUUGAUACUUGCAAAGGGCAGAGUGGCACCAUUGAAGCAAAGGCUGACUAUGCGGCGCCCUUCUCGCUACAAGGUUAACAAAAAGGGUAGUAAAUUCAUUACGUUUAAACAUUGACUCAACAUUUUUUUGGUGUGACUCAACUAUUGUGCUGGGCUGGAUCAAAACAUGCAAGUUAAAACUAAAACAAUUUGUAUACAAUAGAAUUAAUGAGAUCACUAAUAAUUCUUAUCCUAAUUCAUGGAACUACGUUCCCACAGAUAUGAACCCGGCUGACAUUGGUUCUCGCGGUCUUAAUGCAGCGCAACUUCAAUCUUCACUUUUGUGGUGGGGAGGUCCGCACUUCUUACAUCAAACAGAUGUGCAGUGGCCCACACAGCCACAAGAUGUGAAUAUUGCUAGUUUGCCAGAAAUGAAACAUCAAUGCCAUCUGUCAACUGAUGACUUUCAUUGUCAGAAUUUCAAUAUUUCUCAAUAUUUUAACAAUUUUUCUGAAUUUAGUAAAUUACAACGUAUCAUAGCUUAUGUAAAAAGAUUCAUUUCCAACUGUCAAUAUUCUCGCAAUAAAACAUCAGGUCCCUUGACUGUCACAGAACUAAAUACUGCAUUAGAAUUAUUGUGCAAACAAGUACAACGUGAUUCAUACUGUAAACAAUACUCACAAUUUCUUAAUAAAGGCCCGCUGUCUCCUAAGGACAAACUUCUCAAAUUAAACCCUUUUAUUGACCAUGCAGGUAUAAUACGAGUAGGAGGUAGACUGUCAAACUCUCACUAUGAUUACAACACAAAGCACCCUAUCUUACUAGACGCAUCACAUCACAUAACUAAAAUAUUAGUCACACACUAUCACAAAAUUCUUUUACAUGCUGGACCACAGCUGUUGUUAUCAACGUUGCGACAUAAAUACUGGAUAGUCAAUGGUCGUAAUCUUUGUAGAAAUGUUACUCGAAAUUGCAUAUCCUGCCUUAGAUUUGCAGGCAAAACUUAUCAGCCUAUCAUGGGCAACCUACCUCUACAAAGAUUGCAAGCAGACUACCCUUUCAGUAAUACAGCUGUGGACUAUGCUGGUCCCAUCAUGAUGGCAAACAGAAAAGGUCGUGGCUGUCAGUUGAAGAAGGCAUAUAUUGCCGUUUUUGUUUGCCUGGCAGUGAGAGCGAUGCACAUAGAACUCGUCACCGACUUAAGUUCUAAAGGUUUCAUUGCAGCCUUAAAUAGAUUUAUUGCCCGCAGAGGUAAGCCAGCUGUCAUCUACUCCGACAACGGAACUAAUUUCGUGGGUGCUUGCAACGAAAUAGUUAGGUUUCUAAAAAAUCAAUCUAACGAUAUUAUUUCAUACGGUGCUGAAAACGAAAUUAAUUUCAAAUUUAGUCCAGCCUACAGUCCACAUUUUAACGGCGUAGCAGAAGGGUCAGUUAAAUCAAUUAAAAAACAUUUAACUCAUGUAUUGUCAAUGGCUCAUUUGGAUUAUGAAGAGAUGAACACUGUAUUGGUUCAAAUUGAGGCAAUACUGAAUUCUAGACCUCUCACUCCAAUUUCAUCUGAUCCAUCAGAUUUAGUUCCUCUUACACCAGCGCAUUUCUUGAUUGGACGAACGCUCACUAUGUUACCUGCUCCCCAGGUCGAUGAUACUCCAGUUCAUAUGCUUUCCAGAUAUAAAAGGAUACAAUUAUUAAAAACACAUUUUUGGAAUCGAUACUACAAGGAGUACGUUUCAGAAUUGCAGAUCCGAAACAAAUGGCGCACAAAUAGAGGACAACCACAGCCAGGAGAGAUGGUUCUCAUUAAAGAUGAUCGGCUGCCCCCCAAUAGAUGGCUGCUGGGACGUGUCACCACAGUUUACCCAGGCGCUGACGGCGUCAACCGGGUGGCAGACGUAAAAACUACUUCAGGAACCUUACGCAGAGCUUGGAAUAGGCUCUGUCCAUUACCAGUUAUGUUGGACCAGAAAGAUGCAUCUGCUCCAAGAGGGCCAGUUUGUUAACGAACGAAGCGGUGCCCCCCCUCUACGUGCUGCGGGACGCGCGCGCGCCGCCGCCAGCCCAUUCCGCCACCGACCGGCCGUGCGAUCGCGCGCGCCCGCUGCACACAAUUUUUGUUGGCGCGUCUAUUACAAAGGAGCCUCCGUGAUUCAAGAAAACACGCGCGGCCAUCACAAGUUGCUGCCGCGUGUUACAUCAAGAAGCCUCGUUAACAAUAACAAUUUUGUUUUUCCUUUGAUGUGUCCCCCGUCGGAUGGAUUCCUUUUGUUUGUUUUAAGCUUAUUUUAUACAAAAGCUUAGGUCUUUUAUUUAUCGAUUUAGUCACUACGAAGUCUGCCGGGUCAACUAGUAAAAAACAUAUAUUUAAAGUUGUAUUUAAAUAUAAGCGACUGUAGUAUGAAUUGUACUGAAUAAUGGCUAUAUGUAAUACUAUAUAAUACUUAUAUACGACCUGUAACGACCUAUGCGAGUAUGGUGUUCGCUCAAGCGACCCCGACAUUGCGGGUCAACCGUUAAAGCAUCAUGUUUUGUUAGGAACUUCGAUUUUCUCGACAAUUUAGGCCUCGAAUCCAUAGCGUCGGAGCGGUACUUCGAUAAGACGAUGCGGCAUGAUAAUCGCUUCAGCGUGGCUGACGCUGAACCCUGGAACCUUGCAGCUCUAAUACUACAGCAAGCAUAGGGAUCUGGCAAGGGACCCUGAUAACCAUACUCGUCGAACUUGCUAAAGAGUUCGACGUGAAACCCAACCUGCACAUCAGCCCGUUGAGUUUCUCGCCGGAUCUUCUCAGUGGGUCGCGACUCCGAUCUGGUAGUAGAUGCAUCCGCGAAACAGCUGUCUUUGACAGUCUCCGUUACGUCUACUUCGGAGAUGCUCGGGUAGCUAUUAGAAAAUCGCAUCCCCGCUGCCUGAGCAAGUGCUGGCCCCCAUCCGUCCUGGUGAGUCUGUAAAAACCUCGGGCCUCUGGUAACCGUUCCCGUCUAAAAAGAGGCUGUGUGCUUCUUACCUGAAGCCAUGAAAUACUUCGCGGCAGAAAUAGGAGGAUGUUUGUGUGUGCUUAGUGCCCAAUUACGUUUGACAAUCGCAGUACGCUGGCCAAUCACUCAGAGAACGCCGCUGCACAGUAAAUUUCUAUGUCGCCUUUUAUGGAACUCACAAGUCGAGACGGGACCUGUUGUAUUCAGUACACAGCCAGAUAAAGUUCCCGGUAUCAGUAAAAAAAUAAUUGUUUAAAAAAAACUAACAAAAUACGCUUUUAUAGAAAAUCCAACUAAAAAACAGAAAAUAAAUUUUAAUAAAUUUGAAUUAAAAAUAGUGUCAUAAAAAAUUCAUUUUAUUAUAAAAAAGCGUGGGGUGCUUUUCAGAAUAUAAUCAAAAUAACUCUUCUGCGACUCAUCUCUGUUUAUAAAAUAUUUAUAACUACUGAUACCAUGCACCCGACGCAUUUUUUACAAUAAAAUCAUUUUUUCUUACACUUAUUUUUAAUUCAAAUUUAUUCAAAUUAUAUUCUAUUUUUUUGUUGAAUUUACUAUAAAAGCGUAUUUUGUUAUUUAUAAUUUUUUUUUUGAAUUUCAAUUUUUUCAUUUUCUUUUAAAAUAUAUAGUGAUGUUAUCGGUCCAUAAUAAGUAUAAUAAAUUUUGAGUUACUCCGACGUUUUGAAGGGGGUCAAAAUCAUCUUCGAAGAUUCCGUUACAUACUAACAUACUAACUACUAUUAAAGCGUAUUAAAAAUUAACAAUUAUCGAACAUAAUUUUAUUGUCCGCAUGCUUCGUGGCCUGACAGCGGUUGGCGCCGCUGGCUCAAGAGCUUAUCAACUGUGAGAGUCGGAUAAUAAUGAAAAAGCCGCCGCCUUGCCGUCCAGCAGGCGUCCGAGAGUCGUGCGAGCCGGUCUCCGAGGUCAAUGAAGGCCAAAUCCCAGACCCAGCCGCGAACACGGUCAGGACCGGCAGCCGCGUCUUUCUUCUGCAUCCUCGACUUCGUUGCACGAAUCUCUUCCUCCGAGAGGUUUGGAAGGACCACCGCGGCAUCGGCAUCAAAACGCGGCGGCGUGCCCAUGGUCUCAAAGUGCUUCUCCAUCCACGGGGAUUAAAACCGCAGCAUAAUAACAUUGAUAGAAGAUAAGUGGCAUUUUUAAUGACUUUUGAUGUGAUCCACUAGUUGAAUUUAUAACUACUCGUAAUAUACUGCUUUAAACUUGUUUUUAAUAAUAUCUCGGGAUUAAAGGGUUUCAGGAAGGAUAUUAUGACAUGAAUUAUAUAAUAAUAAUAAUAAAGAUAAACUAAACAUACAAAA
Molecule: messenger RNA, 6160 nt
Organism: Bombyx mori (domestic silkworm)
Lineage: Eukaryota; Metazoa; Arthropoda; Insecta; Lepidoptera; Bombycidae
Exons: 3
Coding region: 10-2007 (665 amino acids)
Biological process (GO): DNA integration
Molecular function (GO): nucleic acid binding
Source: RefSeq, a predicted model, not a curated record